AGAGGUCAUUGCAUACCAAUUUUACGCUUGUAAAUCAAUUUAUUUUUACCGUACACUUUUAGCCUUAAACAAAAUUGUUGUCUUGUUAAAUAAAAUCAGUGUAACGAGUAGAUUUUUAUGAAAAAUGGAAAAAUUAAAAGUUCAUGAUCUUAUUGCCGAUCCUACUUAUAUACGUUAUGAAUUAUUAACUGUGAUUUGGAUAUUAUAUUUAUGGGAACUUUAUUUAAGUAUAAGACAAAGACAAUUAAUGCAAAAUUUAUCAUCUUUGCCUAAAUCUUUGGAAGGUUUAAUGUCUGAAGAGUUAUACCAGAAAGCUAGACUGUAUGCUUUGGAUAAAAAUGGUUUCGGAAACCUUCAUGAUUUUUACUCAACAGUAAUAAAUACGAUUCUAGUACUUAGUUUUGUAUUUUAUUAUUACUGGCAAUGGAGCAUCAUGCUAAUGGAAAAAUUUGGGAUUGAUAAAUCUAACGACAUUGUAGCUAGUGGAGUGUGUUUAAUCAUUAUGAACACAGUUCUUACGGUUAUUGAUUUUCCAUUCAAAAUUUAUAAUAUUUUUAUUCUCGAGGAAAAACAUGGAUUUAACAAACAGACUGUUCGUUUCUUUAUUAGAGAUCAACUCUUAAAGUAUUUGAUCUCACAACUUAUUGGGCCACCAUUGCUUUGUGGUUUAAUUUGGAUUGUGAAAAAUGGAGGAGACUACUUCUUUCUAUAUGUUUGGUUAUUUACUGUCGUAGUAACAUUAUUCAUGUCAAUUAUUUAUCCCGAAGUAAUUGCUCCACUUUUUGAUAAAUAUUCUCCGUUGCCUGAAGGAGAAUUAAAACAAAAAAUUGAAGCAUUGGCAUCGUCGUUAAAUUUCCCUCUAUAUAAAUUAUAUAUAGUUGAAGGCUCUAAGAGAUCAUCUCACAGUAAUGCCUACAUGUACGGGUUUUAUAAGCACAAAAGGAUUGUUCUUUUUGAUACUUUAGUUAAAGAAUAUUAUCCUAAUAAAAAUAAUGAAAAUAAUGAAGAGUAUGGUUGUGACAUGGAUGAAGUUCUUGCAAUAUUAGUUCAUGAACUAGGCCACUGGCAGUACAGCCAUACUUUGAAAGGAUUAGCAUUAGCACAGAUUAAUUUUGUGAUGAACUUUAUUCCAUUUGCCAAGUUAUUAAAUUAUGGACCAAUAUAUGAAGCGUUCGGCUUUAGUGCAGACAAUCAGCCAAUUUUUAUUGGGUUGAUUAUCGUAAUAAUGUACAUUUUAACUCCUCUUAAUACGCUAUUCGGUUUCUUCAUGACUGUGAAUUCACGUCGAUUCGAGUUUCAAGCUGAUGCAUUCGGGAAGAAACUUGGCCAUGGUCCAGCUUUGAAGCGAGCGUUAAUUAAGCUACACAAGGAUAAUUUAUCUUAUCCUUUGUAUGACAAGCUCUAUUCAGGCUGGCAUCACAGUCACCCACCAUUAUUAGAACGUCUUGAAGCGUUAGAUAAAGUUGAUUAAAAACAUAAUAAGUGAGUUAAUACUCUUCCAUAAGGGUAAGAUAUUUUUCGUUUGUGUGACAUAACUUAAAUCAGCCAUUUUUUCAAUUACUCAUUAUCUUUUUCAUGAUCAUUUUCAUUAAUAUCAUGAUUUUUUUCAUAAAUCUUUAGCUGAUUUAAUAAUUUCUUAACAUGGCUUAUUAUUCACGUUUGAUUAUAGUGUUAAUGGUUUUCUGUCGACAACUUUUAUUAUAAUAUACAAUGUAUGAUUUUGUCAAUUAUUGUUACAUUUGACUGACAUAAAACUUUCAAUAUCAUAAUUUUACCAACAAAAAGCCAAAGAAAGUUUUACAUGUAAUUUUUUGUUUGAAUUUGAUUAACCUAUUUCGGCUUUGCUUUAUUAAUUAAAAAUUUGUCAACAAUUAUACAAUUCCAUUCCUAAAAUAAGUGUCAAUAAAAUACUUUUCACUGCUAUUUUGUAUAUAUAUUGUUUGAUAAUUCUUCAAAAUAUUAAACUCUUAAUAGAGUUUCAGUAAUAGCGUUAAUCCAAAUAACUACGCCAAAUGCACCUGCAUCAACAUCUUUAAAGAAUUGUAAUUGUUUAACAUAUGCAGCCCUGCCGGCUCUAUAUAAAAUGAUUUUUCACAUAAAUGAAUAAAGUAAUAAUUAUUAAUCUAU
Molecule: messenger RNA, 2127 nt
Organism: Chelonus insularis
Lineage: Eukaryota; Metazoa; Arthropoda; Insecta; Hymenoptera; Braconidae
Product: CAAX prenyl protease 1 homolog
Exons: 6
Coding region: 125-1471 (448 amino acids)
Biological process (GO): CAAX-box protein processing
Cellular component (GO): endoplasmic reticulum membrane
Molecular function (GO): metalloendopeptidase activity
Source: RefSeq, a predicted model, not a curated record